This is a messenger RNA of Ectocarpus sp. CCAP 1310/34, 510 nucleotides long. The record is from the annotation of a GenBank genome assembly. Lineage: Eukaryota; Phaeophyceae; Ectocarpales; Ectocarpaceae.
AUGCAUUGGGUCCAGCACAUCAAGGAACCACAAGAUGGGUCCAGCACAUCAAGGAACCACAAGAUGGGGCACAUCAUCGCGCUCGACGUCGUUCUGAUGAGCAUGCUGGUAGGGUUUACCCUCACGGCUCUCAGCCAUAUCAGCGCCGCGUGGAGAUUAAGGAAAGACUUCUUCUUCUCUGUGAGGUCCCCACUCCUGGCGACGACGUCGGGCCUCGUCGGUGUGGUUCUUGGAGCCUUCGCGGUGGCGCGUCUCAUCGUGAUCCCUGAUAAACUCGUGGUGCACUCCAUUUCGUUGAUAAUCUUCGUGCCCUUGAUGGAGCUCGGGUUCCUUGGGCCCUACGUGAUGCGGGGUAUCCGGCUCCUCGUCAUGUACAACCCUGCUACCCGGACGCACUGGGGACGAUUCUUUACCAGUGAACUCGCCGUGGUCAAGAUAUUGCUGGUUGCCUUCGGAAUUGUCGAGGUCAUCGCCUGGUCCGCGGUACUGCUCUUUGGCCUGGAAACGUGA